Metarhizium acridum CQMa 102 is the source of this 324-nucleotide messenger RNA. RefSeq lists its product as uncharacterized. Lineage: Eukaryota; Fungi; Ascomycota; Sordariomycetes; Hypocreales; Clavicipitaceae. The record is from RefSeq and is a predicted model, not a curated record. Gene Ontology annotation, molecular function: zinc ion binding.
AUGUCGUCUACUAAUCCCGACAAUAUUAAUUCACAACCCACCAGCGACGGCGGGAGCGUUGCGGUCGGAAUCGUGCUUGGUAUUCUGGCGGGCGUAUUUGUCGUCCUUGUGUUGCUCUCCAGACUUCUGUGCAAGAAUCGCGGCGGUGGCAGUCCGGAGGACCUGGAAGCUGGCAAACGCAAGAGACUGGCUUCCAUCGUGAAGCUUGAUGGUGUCGCACCGAGUCGCGCAUAUGGAAACGACCAAGAAAAGGCCGAGCCUGAGCCUGAGCCUGAGCCCAAGUCACCGACGACCUGUACCUUUGACAACGUUAUAGUCUGGUAG